This is a messenger RNA of Carassius gibelio (silver crucian carp), 1160 nucleotides long. RefSeq lists its product as uncharacterized. The coding region runs from base 141 to 653 and encodes 170 amino acids. The record is from RefSeq and is a predicted model, not a curated record. NCBI's taxonomy places the organism in Eukaryota, Metazoa, Chordata, Actinopteri, Cypriniformes, Cyprinidae. The transcript has 7 exons.
CUGAUCACAGAAAUGAAAAAGGGUCGUUUAUAUUCCACGCAGUUUAUUUUCAGCACGGAUUAUAUUCAUAUCGGGCUAUUCCUCUGAUUUUCUCGAUUUUUGUAGUGGUCGGAAGGACCACAUUUCGAAGACAAUUUAAUAUGUCGGCCAAAGUGGACUCUGUGGAGAGUGAGUCGAGUUCAAAAAGCAGAAGUAGUUCUCACAGCAGAGGAAGAGAAAACCGGAAACGAGCAAGAAGCCGAAGCCGAUCCUCCUCAUCAUCUUCCAGUUCUUCCUCCUCCUCCUCCUCAUCAUCCUCUUCUGCACAUUCUUCAUCCAGCAGUUCAUCAUCACAUAGUAACUCCAGCUCCAGUAGCUCAGAUUCUUGCAAAAAACAAAGCAAAUCUUCGAAGAAAAGGAAAGAUAAUCAUGGCAAAAAGAAAGGAAAAAAAGAGAAAACACGUAAGCGGAAGAAGGAAAAGGGACACAAAGAGCAGGACGACAGCUUUGGACCUGUUCAAAUUUCAAAGUAUCUUAAGGAAAAGAAGAAAACCGGCAAGUACAGUAUGAUUUCAGGGAAAAAGAUUAAAAUGAAAGUGAAAAAAUCAAAGAAGGACAAGCAGCGGGACAAAAACAGAGCAGAACUGCUGGAGUUCUUGAACUCCACUUUCUGAUUCAGUUCGUUAUUCACCUGGCCGCCACUCAGGGAAAGACCAUCUUCAACUAUUAAUGGGUUUACCUGAUGUUAUACAUUGACAGUUCCUUACCAUAAACUAUGUAGAUGGUUGUCCCCCUUUUUUUAUUAUUAUUAUUCCAGACUGUGUCCUGAAAUACUUAUUGUAUGUCUGAUUGACUGUAUCCUAUAAGAACUGUAGCUUGAAUGUAACAUUGUCAUAGAACAUUGUUACUGAAAUUGUCAAAAAAACGUGUACAGUUUGUCAUCGGGGACAUGAAGGUUGUUUAUCUAACAAACUAUUCAAAUUUGAAACAACAGUGUAGUCAUGUUGUUCCAGUGGCGUGUUUCUUGUUAUCCCAUGAUAAUCUGUGUAUUUAUUGUGCUGAGUCAAAUGCAGAAGCACCACUAGCGGGUAGCUGAACACUUACGAUCUUCCUUUGUGACACACGUGCAUCUGACCGUACUUAUGACAAUACUGUUAAAUAAAUUUCCAGUUUGUGUCCUU